Messenger RNA from Melozone crissalis (California towhee), 8663 nucleotides. It is a transcript of the gene XRN1, whose product is annotated as 5'-3' exoribonuclease 1. Gene Ontology annotation, cellular component: nucleus. Lineage: Eukaryota; Metazoa; Chordata; Aves; Passeriformes; Passerellidae. Gene Ontology annotation, biological process: nuclear-transcribed mRNA catabolic process; rRNA catabolic process. The coding region runs from base 6 to 5312 and encodes 1768 amino acids. Gene Ontology annotation, molecular function: 5'-3' RNA exonuclease activity; RNA binding. The transcript is spliced from 44 exons. The record is from RefSeq and is a predicted model, not a curated record.
UGGCCAUGGGGGUCCCCAAGUUCUACCGGUGGAUCUCGGAGCGGUACCCCUGCCUCAGCCAGGUGCUGAAGGAGCAUCAGAUUCCAGAAUUUGACAACUUGUACCUGGACAUGAAUGGCAUUAUACAUCAGUGUUCACAUCCAAAUGAUGACGAUGUCCACUUCAGAAUCUCAGAAGAUAAGAUUUUUGCCAAUAUUUUUCACUAUUUGGAAGUACUGUUUCGCAUUAUUAAACCAAGGAAGGUUUUCUUCAUGGCAGUUGAUGGAGUAGCUCCAAGAGCAAAAAUGAAUCAGCAGCGUGGGAGACGUUUUAGAUCAGCAAAAGAGGCAGAGGACAAAAUAAAAAAGGCAUUGGAAAAGGGAGAAACUCUCCCUACAGAAGCCAGAUUUGACUCCAACUGCAUUACACCAGGAACUGAAUUCAUGGCCAGAUUGAAUGAGCAUCUUAAAUAUUUUGUAAAUAUGAAGAUUUCCACAGACAAAUCCUGGCAAGGAAUAACAGUCUACUUAUCAGGCCAUGAGACCCCAGGGGAAGGUGAGCAUAAAAUUAUGGAGUUCAUCAGAUCAGAAAAAGCAAAGCCCCAUCAUGAUCCAAACACAAGACACUGUCUCUAUGGCUUAGAUGCUGACUUGAUAAUGCUGGGAUUAACAAGUCAUGAGGCACACUUUGCGCUCUUAAGAGAAGAAGUCAGAUUUGGUGGUAAAAAGGCUCAAAGAGUGUGUGCACCAGAGGAAACCACGUUUCAUUUACUGCACUUAUCACUGAUGAGAGAAUAUAUUGAUUAUGAAUUUUCUCCAGUAAAAGACAAGAUUUCUUUUGAAUAUGAUAUUGAAAGGAUAAUAGAUGAUUGGAUCUUAAUGGGUUUCCUUGUAGGAAAUGAUUUUAUUCCUCAUCUACCUCAUUUACACAUUAAUCAUGAUGCACUGCCGCUACUUUAUAGAACAUACAUGGCUAUUUUGCCAGAACUGGGAGGUUACAUCAAUGAAAAUGGGCAUCUGAAUUUAGAACGUUUUGAGAAAUAUCUUACAAGAUUGUCAGAUUUCGAUCGUGAGCACUUCAGUGAAGUCUUUGUUGACCUAAAAUGGUUUGAAAGUAAAGUGGGUAAUAAAUACCUCAACGAAGCAGCUGGGAUUGCAGCAGAGGAAGCCAGAAAAAAUAAACAAAAGAAACAAAAGGCUCAGGAAAAUUCUAUAUCUUUGGCUGCUUUAGAAAAAAAUGAAGGUGAAGUGACCCCUAAAACCACAUUGGAAGAUGAACCAGAAGAUGAUGAUCUGUUUGAAACUGAGUUUAGGCAAUACAAAAGAACUUACUACAUGACUAAAAUGGGUGUAGAAGUAGUGUCUGAUGCCUUCUUAGCUGAUCAAGCUGAAUGUUAUGUCCAGGCAAUACAAUGGAUUUUGCAUUAUUAUUACCAUGGAGUUCAAUCAUGGAGCUGGUAUUACCCUUAUCAUUAUGCACCUUACCUGUCAGAUAUUCACAACAUCAGUGAACUCAAAAUCAAGUUUGAACUUGGAAAACCUUUCAUGCCAUUUGAACAGCUUCUUGCUGUACUUCCAGCAGCUAGCAAAGAUUUGCUACCUAAAUGUUACCAGCAUUUGAUGACUAGUCAAGACUCUCCUAUUAUAGAAUAUUAUCCACCUGAUUUUAAAACUGACCUAAAUGGUAAACAGCAGGAAUGGGAAGCUGUAGUAUUAAUCCCCUUUAUUGAUGAGAAACGACUGCUGCAGGCCAUGGAAUCCUGUAAUAAGGGCCUAAAAGAAGAGGAGAAACGAAGAAACACUCACAGUGCUUGCUUGAUGUACUGGUAUGACAAAGAUGCUGAGUUCCAGUACCUGUCACCAUGGCCAGAGAAAUUCCCUGCAAUAGAACGAUGCCACACGAGGUAUAAAACAAUACCUUUGGAUGCUUGGCAUGUAGAAAUAACCCACAAUAAGAUAACUAAAAUCAACAAGAGUGCAUUGUAUUUUUGUGGAUUUCCUACUUUAAAGCACAUUAAACAUAAGUUCUAUCUUAAAAAAAGUGGUGUGCAAGUGUUUCAGCAAAGCAGCCAUGGAGAGAACAUGAUGUUGGAAAUCAUAGUUGAUGAGAACUCAAAGGACCAGGUGGUAGAAAAUGUUGCCAGUUCGAUACUUGGAAAGCGAGUUUUUGUUAACUGGCCCCACCUUGAAGAAGCCAGAGUUGUUGCAGUGUCAGAUGGAGAAACUAAGUUUUAUUUGGAAGAACCACAUGGCACACAGAAGCUUUACAUGGGAAAUGCAGUGCCCCCAACCAAAGUGGCUUAUGUUGGAGAUAAGGAGCAAAGCAUGUGGGUAAAAGAAGUUCAAGGCAUUUCGGAGCAGUACCAGAGAAGGAAAGGAAUAAUUAUCCAUGAAACAUCAGUAGUGGUAUAUGCUCAGUUACUCACUGGUAGUAGGUAUCAACUAAACCAAAAUGGAGAAGUUUAUUUGGAGAAGCAGUGGUCUAAACAAGUUCUUCCCUUCGUUUACCAAACAGUUGUCAAGGAUAUCAAGGCCUUUGACUCUCGUUUUUCAAGCAUCAAAACUUUGGAUGAUUUGUUUCCUCCUGGAAGUACAGCCUUCAUGCUGGGAUCUCCUUACUAUGGCUGCAUGGGAGAAGUUCUUGAUUCACAUGAUGUGAUCCCAGAAGGCAGAAUCCGUGUAGUUUUUAAUAUUCCCUGUGAACCCCAGCUUGAUACUUUAAUACAGAACCAGCAUAAAUAUUCUGUGAAAUACAAUCCUGCAUAUAUUUUGGCCAGCCGUCUUGGAGUAAGUGGAUAUCUUGUCUCCAGAUUUACAGGGAGUAUCUUUAUUGGAAGAGGAUCAAAGAAGAAUCCUCAUGGUGAUCACAAAGCAAAUGUGGGGCUAAACCUGAAGUUCAACAAGAAAAAUGAAGAAGUUCCUGGCUAUACUAAGAAAGUUGGAAAUGAAUGGAUGUAUUCUUCUGCAGUAGAACAACUACUUGCUGAGUAUUUAGAAAGGGUGCCUGAACUAUUUAAUUAUGUAGCCAAGAACAGCCAGGAAGAUAUCUGCUAUGAAGAUGACAUUUGGCCUGGAGAGGAUGAGAAUGGAGCCGAGAAAGUGCAAGAAAUUGUUGCCUGGUUAAAAGCACAUCCUGUGUCUGCUUUGUCUCGUUCAUCUUGUGACUUGCAAAUUUUGGAUGCAGCCAUUGUUGAGAAAAUUGAAGAAGAAGUAGAGAAAUGCAAGCAGAGGAAGAGCAACAAGAAGGUGCGAGUAACUGUGAAACCCCAUUUGCUGUUCAGACCAUUAGAACAGCAGAAGGGGGUUGUUCCAGAUCGAGAUGCAGAGUACAGGCUGUUUGACCGAGUUGUCAAUGUCAGAGAGAACUUUUCUGUUCCUGUUGGGCUACGAGGCACCAUCAUUGGAAUUAAAGGAGCUACUAGAGAAACAGAUGUGCUCUUUGAAGUUUUGUUUGAUGAAGAAUUCCUUGGAGGCCUCACUAUCAGGUGCUCACCUGCCAGAGGUUAUCGCCUGCCCUCAAGUGCCUUAAUUAACCUGUCUCAUGGUAGUCGGUCAGAAAUGGGAAAUCAAAAGCUGAUGGCCAUAGUUAAACCUCAGCCAGCAGUGAAUAACUACAACUCAUAUGCAUCUGAUCUGUCAUCUGUAUGCUCACAAAAAGUGCAUCUGGGAGGCCUCAACCAUUCUCCUCGUUCCCUUUUUGUUCCUACCCAACAACUGAAUGGACGACAGCAUUACAAUCUCAGGGCUGAAAAUCAGGGCAACUCUAACUCACCCCAGAAAGGAUCAUUUCUGAGUGGCAAUCAGAAAAAUAAAGCACAGAGUAAGCAAGAUGAUGAAUUCUGCAGCAUAUGGCAGUCAUUGCAGAGUUCUGGGAAGUCUCAUCACAUUCAACAAAACAUGCAUGAGAAGGGUGCACUUCUACCUCAGGAAAUCAAGCUGGGACCUGGCCAUCAGUUUCAUAAGCCAGGCUUCAAUGACGGCAGCUUUAAAUGUCAGCAAAGAAAACAGGAGCCUUAUAAAAAAUUUAAAGAAGAAUCCAAAACUACAAGAGGUGAAAGUCAACCACAUAAUAAAAUGUCAAACCAACAGAAUUUUGCAGGUGUGAGUAAGUACAAUGUCAAGCUUUUGAAGAGGAAUGGAAGUCCCAACACGCCUUUAAUUCAGAAGGCUGCAGUUGAUGGUCCCUGCCCAGGUGGAAAGAAGGACAAUGAACUGGAAAGGCUUCUAGCUUCUUUGAAAAUUCCCAAAGAAAAUGAAGUGCAGACUUAUUCCAAGGAAGCAAGAGCUACAAACGAGGAACAUCUGUCACCACAGUCAUUUGCUAUGAAAGGAACACAGAUGCUGAAAGAGAUUUUGAAGAUAGAUGGCUCAGAUCUGCAAACAAAGAAUGAAGUGAAAUCACAAGUUAAUGAUGUUCCUGCUCCCUCUAGUAGACAGGAUUGCCAUGGAGCUGCUGUGCAAUACAGACCAACCAAAAAAAUGGCUGCUUAUAUGAACAAGCAUAGCCCUGGAGGGCCCCAGAACACACCAGCAAUAGAAACUGGAGGCCACCCUUUCCCUUGUCCACAGCCUGCACUCUCUACUGUUUCUGAGCUUUCUCGUGUUUGUUCUCUUCUUGGAAUGUCACAACCAGAUUUCUCUUUCCUAAAAACACCACAGACCAUGACAGUUUGCCACAUAAAGCUGUCCAAUGGUUUGUUGGUUCACGGCCCGCAGUGUCAUUCCGAGGCUGAGGCAAAGGAGAAAGCUGCGCUUUUUGCUUUACAGCGCUUGGGUUCUAUAGGAGUAAACUUUGCUUCGCCUCCGCCUCCAGCAGUGUUUCCAAAUUACCAGCCACUAGGAGUUCCUGUACCACCUGGAUCAAUUCCUCCAGUAUUUGCACAGCCCCCUGCUAAUAUGAUGCCUCCAUCGUCGCACAUGUUUGGUCCAGUGUCCUGGAGUACUCCAGUGCCUAAGCAUUAUUAUCCUGGCACCUACCCAGGAAAUGUGUCUCUUGCAGGAACUAUACCAGUUGGUUCUCACAACCAGUUUAUACCUCUGCAGGUAACUAAAAAAAGGGCUGCUAGCAAGAAAAACUUUGAACUCAAGGAGUUUCAGAGUUCCCCUCAAGCUGCACCACUAAAGAAUGAACAGCCAAUGUCUUCUGACCACAUUCAGCAAGAUAGUUCUUCAGCUCCUUUAAAAUCUCCUCAAGCUGCUCAGUCCACUGUUUCAUUUCAAGACAAUGUGGCUACUCCAAGUGUUCCUCAUAACAAAUCAACACCAAACACUUCCAGCAAGCGAAAGCCAAGAAAACUGGCUGUCAAUUUUGGCGCACCAAAAUCUUCAGAAUAAAUCUGUUAUCUUCUUCUCUUUCUGUAUCUGGAAAGGGGACACAGUGACAUCAAGGGCAUAAGGGCAGUCUGAAUACACACUCUUGGCCAAAAGAAUUCAAAUUCAGGUGCAUGAGGACCCUUGAAUAUUGAGACUGUAACUGACAAAUGUUUUGAAGAAUCUGAUAUCAUGAGGUAAGUGGCUGUUCUUUAUUAAAAGAAUCCAUGGUUCCAACAACAGUUCCUUAUUGCUGUCAGUUUUUAAGUGGAUGUUUACUCUUUAUUUUUCUAUAAUUUACACAUUUCCUGUUUUAUUUCUGCUUUGAAAUAUAUUGCAAAUCAAAGGAAUGGUCACAAUGCCAUCAAGUGCAUAUAGUAAACCUGGUUUCUGUUAUUUGAAAGUACAGAAAAAGCAUUUUUCAUUAAAACUUUUUUUUUCUGGUAAAACUUGGUCGAUAAAGCAUCAGUGCAUUGGCAGUGAUUUAUGAAAGUUGAUAAUCACACUUAGUCCUGUAUUUUGUGUAAUUGCAGUUAUUUUUAAUGGCUAGAUCUUACUGAAACAAUGGUUCUUAAGCGCUUUUUCAUCCCUUUAGCUUUUAGUAUAUCCAUUUUCUUGUUCUAAUUAAGCUUCAUUGAUGGCCAUUUUUCUGUCUUUUUAAUAUUUUUUCAUAAUUUCUAGACUUGAAAUAAAUGUUCUUUUAAAGAGCUAUUCAGCCCUGAAUUUUCUAGUUACACAGUACCAUCUUAUGUAUGUACAUACACACACACACAUAUAUAUAUACAGGAACUCAAUCACUCAUUUUCUUAAAAUUAUUCAUAGUUAUGUCAUUUUCAGUCCACACAAUAAUUCUUUAAGAGACAUCCAGAGAAUGAUGGACACUAUCUUGUUAAUAGACAUUGCUCUUCUCCAAAUGCAGAUAUUCCUGCUGAGUAAAAAUAAUGGGCAAAUAAUGAAACAUUAACAGAGUAAGUACACCAGUUUUCACUUCACUUGCUUUGGUAGAUAAAUUCUUGGCUUACAACUUAAUUGUCCUAAAGUCCACCUCAUUUCCUGUCAGAGUUUACUUGUGUUGCAGAGCUGGCAGAAAGGAAGGACCGCUUGUGCCUGAGGCACAGUGCAAAUCCUCCUGCAUGUGGGCGCAGAUUUGAUGUGCAAUCUCUAGUGAUAAUCCUGGAUUAAUCAGUCUCCUAUUACUUGCUCCCUCUGGGUCAUGCCAAACUGUGUUGCCACAUUAUGAACCUUAUCAAGGAAUUAAUCUGAUUGGCAUUCUCCUGUAUGUUAUUUUUCAUAAUAGUUUAUGAUGGAGCCCCAAGAACAGCUGGGUUGGUACAGUUUGUAGUGUGAGGGUGGGAUGAUUUAGCAAGAAUGGAACCCCUUAAGAAACAUCCCAUGACUGCCUAAAGCUCAAAUGACCCACAAAUCUAACAUUAUUCAUCAAGUGAUGUCAUUGGUGGUUCUGUGUGUUGACUUCGAGGAGAGUGGUAACUUCUGCAGGAGUACAGGAGGAACUGAUGAGAAAGGGUCAUAUGGUAAAUUAUUGCAACAUCUGCAUAAAAAUCAUCAUUUUCAUUUUAGUUGGUCUGUUAAGUUUUUAGAUGAGUCUUAAUGAAUGAUGAUGUGGGCUGCACCAGCCAAUGGAGCAACAGAAAUUAGUGGGCUCUUUCUUGUUUGUGUGCAAACUGACAAAGGGCCCCAUGUCAGUGCUUUCAUAAUAUUAAAACUUGUUAAAAAGAUAGAGCUGAGUGGGUAAAAGGGUAACUCACAGUUUGAGGAGGCAGUAGGAAGAUAGAUGCACCUUGACCAAAAAAACAGCUGAGGAAGAGAAGAUAAAACCCCCAUGCAUUACAAAUUUUGGGUCUUGCUCUAUAAUAUUUCAGUAUCUAGAUUCCUUUUAGCAGUGCCACUGGCAACUUUGAUUCAUACUGGAAGCCUUAGGUGAAUGAAGAUGCUCCAACACAACAGAAAUGCACCUGAGAAUACUUUAUAAAAAAAACCCCCAAAACUAGUUAACUAUUCAAAAUACAGUUAGUUUGUAAAUUUUAUUUAAUAAUUUGGUCCUAGAAAAUACCAAGGCAGUGUCAGGAUCAUGUUUUCUUUCUGGGAGUUAGAUCUGCUGGGUCUGUGGCAGUUCCAUCUCAAGGUCUCUUGCAUCAUCCUAUAAAGUCUAUCUAUUGCUGACUGAAGCAUGCCAAGUGUGAUGACAUUGCUUAUAAAUAUUCAAUUAUAUUCAGUAUAAAUCAUGGUAGGGGUUUUGCUGUCCCUGCUAGCAGUAUAGGAUCUUCUUGACGCUGAUGUUCUGCCAUUUGAUUGGUUUUACUGAAUAACUCUUUCCUUUGCUACAGCAUUGUACAGGUCCCUGGAGUGCCUCCACUCCUUCAUUUGGUUUGAAAACCCAGUAAAAAAUAAGACCAGCCACGCUUUCCAGAGAGCAAAGCAGCUGAGGAUUUCAGCAGAGAAGAUGCAGAAGAAUGGGACAUGGCUGCUGAGGUACUUGGUAUGUGACCCCAGGUGUGCCAGCUCCCUCUCUGAGCAGUGGCACCCCCCUGCCCUCACCCAAGCAGGAGGACUCGGGGUGCUGGUAGGGGUUAUGCAGGCUUGCGACCAGGAAAGUGUCCAUGCAGUUUCACUUCAAACUGAAUCUUUCUUGCCUGUGCUAAAAUGAACUUGGGGCUUUUGUGCAUAUUGACAAUAAGAUUUUUCUCUGAGGGUGGCAGAGGUUUUGGAUAGACAAAGAGUGCCUUGUGGGAAUGAGAUUAUUUAUGACCAAUAUAAACCAACACAGAUAAGUCAUGUAUGAACAUGCUCUGCACAUAUCAAAGCACAUUGUGUCUUUUAUUGCAUUCCUUUUAUGGCAUAACAAACACAACAAUAAGAAAUUUGUAUUUCAUAAGCCUCUCAUAAAUUAAGCAAUUUUAACACAUGCUCUCUAUGAUUGAAGAUGACUAACAUUAUGUAUGCAUUGACACUUUGCAAGUUGGUUAAGGUUAUGUUUUUCCACACAUCUAAGUUCUUUGUUAACAUAUUAAACUGCUAGAAGAAAUCAACUUUACAUGGCCACUUCCAUGCAAUCAAAAGGGUAUGUGUUUGUUACAUUAGGAGCUUGUGAAAGAAAAAGGUAACCUGCAUCCAUUUUCUUUUUGAAGUUUUGCUUAAUCUUGCUGUGAGGCAGGCCCUGCUUGUAUUGAUACUGUAAAAGCACAAAGGAUACCUUUUUUAGAUAGAUGACUUUUUUUCUUAAGGCUUCUUAAUUUUUGAAUGUUUGUAGAGGUUUUAGCCUUUUAUACCAGUUACACAUGUUGAAUCUUAUUGAGGUAGCUUUCAUCAGAAGUUCUAAGUAAUUACUAUUAUUAUUAUGCUGUUAGUUUUGAUAAA